UCCUCGCUCCGCCCUCUGCGGGCGGGUGUCGCUCCUUCGGGAGUUGCCGGCUGGAAGCGGCGCUGGAGGCGCCGUGUUCGGGGGCUUUCGGGCUGCUCGGCCGCGGCCGCAGCCCCUCGGUGCCGCCGAGCUGGAAGCGGCGGGGCAGCGGGACGAGUCAGGCCCAGAGCAGCAGCAGGAGCGGCGGCCGCCCGGCUCCUCACCGCCGCCGAUGGAGGCGAGCCUGACGUGCGCCGUGUGCCUGUCGCUGCUGGAGGAGCCGGUGACGCUGCCGCUGUGCUCGCACAACUUCUGCCGGGGCUGCGUGCUGGAGUGCCUGGCCUCGGCCGAGGCCGCCCGCCUGCGGCAGCUGCAGCGGGGCCCGGAGCAGGCCCGCCUGGGCCGGGGAGCGCCGGGGCCGGGCCCGCCCUGCGCCCGAGUGCCGUGCCCGCUGUGCAGGAAGCUGUGCCUGCUGCCCCGCGGCGGCGUCGCCGCCCUGCCCGUCAACACCACCCUGGCAGAGGUGGUCAAGCUCUACCGGUCCGGCGCGGCGGGCGCCGCCAAGACCGGGGAGGCGGCGCCGGGGCCGAGGCCGGGGUCCGACCUGCUGUCCCCGCUGGCGCUCGGGGGAAGCUGCCACAAACACCCGAGCCGGCCGGUGCAGCUCUACUGCCGCAUGUGCCGGCAGGCGGGGUGCGGGCAGUGCGUCUCCGAGGAGCACCAGGGCAUCUUCCACUCCGUCAACCUCAUAGACACGGUGUACCAGGAAGAAAAAUUAACCUUCUUCAGCACUCUGAAACAAAUGAGAAUAAUAAAUGAGAAGCUGAUGAAUGAGAUCUCAAAACGACCAAAUGAUACGGAUAUGAUGCUGAACAACGAUGUGGAGAUAAUUGAGCUGAAAUUUGGAGAAAUUUUCAAAACUCUAGAAAUGAAAAAACAGCAGUUACUAGAAGAUGUUGAAAAUCAAAGAGGUAAAAAAGAGAAAGAAUUUCAGAUUUGGAAGAAAAUGAAAGAAACUCACAAGAAGACCAUUGAGAAUUUUUUGAAAGAUUGUGAAAAGCUUGUCCAUGAGUGUGAUCCUCAGCGUUUCCUGGAGGUUGCCUGUGGCUUGAAUACAAGAAUGAAAACUCAGCUUGACGUGAUGAAUAUAGCAUCCAGCUGGGAAAGACCACCAGUGUGUAUGCCAAAGAAGAUGGAUAUCAAAUCUGUGGUUAAUGAAAUCAUAGCUUUGGAGUUAACACCUGUUAAUGUAGGCAUUGUUAAAGGAUUACCAUAUGAAGGAAAUGAGAACUCAAGUCUGUUUAAAGAUAUCACGAAGCAGUGUCAGGACCAGAAGAAUAUACCAAACACAUUUCUUCCUGUGGCGGGACAGGAUGAAGCAGACGGUAGCAAGAUCUCUACUCGUUUUAUGUCGAUAUCACAAAUGUUAGCAUUUCAAAAUAUGAGUCAUGAGGAGUUACGUUACAAAUACUAUAUGGAACUUCAGAAACUCAACAAUUUGUUCAAGACACAAAAUUUACCUGCAAAUAAAAAAUAUAAAUUUUUAACUGCUGAGGCCUGGAAGGAUAAGUCCUCAGGAACUCCUUUUGUAUCUUCACCUACCAAAGCAAGUAACACAGAUAAAAUAAAAGUGGCAACCCUGCGAAGAGCAGGCCGCUUUGACAAAAGAAAUUUUCUUGGAAGCAUCCCAUCCACAAAUACAAACGUUUCUGAAACAAAUGGUGACUUAAAAUUGUUUCAUGAGGGAAAUUCCCAGGAAGUAACCACUCAAGACUCAGAGAACUCUAAAGACUUGUUAGUUAAAGAAAAGUUACAGCCAUCCUCAGUUACUGUUUUCAAUGAAAUGGACACAAAUUCUAGCACUUCAUCAGGUGUAAAACCAGCAGCAGCAGUAGCUGUUACUGCUGCAAGUUCAGAAUCUCUAGAUAUUUCUGCAGAGAGACUUUCUGGUGUACCUUUUACUUUCAGUGCAACUAACAACUCAUUACCAAGAUUUAUUAAAGAUAGAGCUAUAUUUUCCUUUAGAAAGCAAGACAGGAAAUGUGCUUUCCCUCAGUUUUAUCUAGGGAAAUGUGAUAAUGUGGAUAAAACUGAUAACCGGGAUAAACGUGGUUGUGAAACCAAAACCACAGUUUGUGAUUCUUCAACCAGUCCUAAUUUAGACUCAGCAGAAAGCGCAAAGCCAUACAUUUUGUUUCCCUUUGGCAAUUCAGAAAGAGAUUGGUUUGUACGAUCAGAAGUCAGUAAUUCAUUUAAGGUUUUACCACCAUCAUCGUUUCUUAACCAGUCUGAGAAGCCAUCUGACAAAAAAAUGUUAUCUCCCAUGAGAGAAAAAACACUUUGUGCAAAAGAAACUGCAGAAUAUGGUACACAGAAAGCAUCUGUCUUAUGGGAACAAAGAUCUCAUGCCUCAGAAUCCAGCACAACUGUAGCUUGCGUUACUUCAGAAACCAAUACUGCUGCUGGGGUGAAUGAUGUCUCUGAAUCACCCCUUCUAACCAAUAAUUGUGCAUUUGCCUUCAAAAGUAACUUUCCAUUAUCUUCAUCAGUAUUUUCAUUUGGAGGUAUUGUCAAAAAUACCUCUGAAUCACCGACUACUUCUGUGGUUUUUUCUGGAAACAGAACUGAAAAAAUGGAAAAGGAGAAGAGCAAAUCUCCUGACAAAACACUUGAAAAUCUAGGGAAGCCUGUAUCCUCUGAGUCUGCAGAGCCUGCUUCUAGUUGUAGUCAUCCAUGUGAAGGCUCAUGCUUUCCUGUGAACUCAGCUAAAAAAGCUGAAAGUGCAGAAAUGCUUGAUGAUGAUAAUGCUUCCUGUAGUCAGCCUUUAUGUUCAGUUAUGCUUCCAGCUGAAUAUGAGAAUACAUCUUCCAUUCAAAUUACUACAGCAACAAAACAAGAAAAAAAGGUAGAAGAUGAAGAAACUGUUUCUGCAAACAGCUGUAUGCGUCCUAGGAGGGAAGAUGAACUUGAGCCUGUACAGUUUCAGAAUGCAGUGUGUUCUGUUCCUGGCACAUGCAAUGAUCCGUCUUUAGGAGGUUCUGUGCAUGCAGUAAAUGAGACAGGAGGAAUGCCAAGUGACAGCAAUUCUGACACUGAGGAGCUAAGUCAAACAUGUGUCUCUACUGAUACCAACCACGCAUCAGAAUACUUUUCUGUUGCAGAAGACAAAAUGUCUACUAGAAGAAAAUCAGACAUGAAGAAAGAGUGAAAUAGAAGAUAACUAUACUUAAAUAAACUAGAAAUAAAUAAAUUCUACUUAACACUUUAAAA
Pipra filicauda (Wire-tailed manakin) is the source of this 3249-nucleotide messenger RNA. RefSeq lists its product as uncharacterized. The transcript is spliced from 8 exons. NCBI's taxonomy places the organism in Eukaryota, Metazoa, Chordata, Aves, Passeriformes, Pipridae. Gene Ontology annotation, molecular function: zinc ion binding. The coding region runs from base 212 to 3187 and encodes 991 amino acids. The record is from RefSeq and is a predicted model, not a curated record.